Molecule: messenger RNA, 656 nt
Organism: Lepus europaeus (European hare)
Lineage: Eukaryota; Metazoa; Chordata; Mammalia; Lagomorpha; Leporidae
Product: thymosin beta-15A
Exons: 3
Coding region: 108-245 (45 amino acids)
Biological process (GO): regulation of cell migration; actin filament organization
Cellular component (GO): cytoplasm
Molecular function (GO): actin monomer binding
Source: RefSeq, a predicted model, not a curated record
UUAUAAGUAGAGGGUUGCAGGCGGGAACCGCAGCCAGGUCCUGAGAGCCGCGGUACACGCCCGGAGGGCCGCUUUUGUCCCAUCUCGCGUGCAGUCUUUUAGCCAAGAUGAGUGACAAGCCAGACUUAUCAGAAGUGGAGAAGUUUGACAAGUCAAAACUGAAGAAAACCAAUACUGAAGAGAAAAAUACUCUUCCCUCGAAGGAAACUAUCCAGCAGGAGAAAGAAAGUGUUCAAACAUCGUAAAAUGGAAAUCUCCUUUCAAGAGCAAAUUUCGACAUUGCUGAAGAGUCUUGGUUUUAGGCCUGUUUUUUGUUAACCUAUGUGUUGGUAGAGAUUUUAAGCACCUGAUGAUGAUUUCUCACAUACACUUCCUGCCUAAGAAGUCAGAGGUGGUCAUUGUCCUCUGAAGUUUGUUUUACACUUCCUGUUGAUACUUAAAUUCCAGAUGGCACAUGCUGUUAAAAAUAUCACCACUGAUUACCUCUGUGUGCGUAGCCCUUGUACUCUUUGCAAGAUAAGCCAGUUUAACCUGCCACAAUGUAUGCCUCCAUUGCUUCUUAAUCUUCAGGAAGUUGCAUGCUUUUGCAGCUUCUCACAGCUUAUUUUCAUUUCUAAUGUAGCAAUAAAAUAGUAAAUAGCAUCAUUAUCUUGAGA